Blastocystis hominis is the source of this 207-nucleotide messenger RNA. RefSeq lists its product as hypothetical. The transcript has a single exon. The record is from RefSeq and is a predicted model, not a curated record. NCBI's taxonomy places the organism in Eukaryota, Bigyra, Opalinata, Blastocystidae. Bases 1 to 207 code for a protein of 68 amino acids.
AUGUUGGCGACCUUCAACAAACCAUCGCUAUCGCCGCUGUUGAAGCAAAGCGCAUCGAUUCGAAGCUUUUUCUGCAAGGCAAAUCGCGCCGCUCUGUACGGAGGAAUGUGGACGCGUGUGUGCUGGUCGGUAUUGAGCUGUUCGAUGGGAAUAGCGUUUGGUUCGGCGCUUCUCACGAAGGAUUAUCGAAACAAGUCGAAGUAUUAG